Molecule: messenger RNA, 3039 nt
Organism: Sphenostylis stenocarpa
Lineage: Eukaryota; Viridiplantae; Streptophyta; Magnoliopsida; Fabales; Fabaceae
Source: the annotation of a GenBank genome assembly
AUGGUAGCAUGCAUCGACAUGGCAUUCUCCGCGGAUAUAGCCGUGGCCCUGUCACCCUCGUAUCAGUGUUUCUUCAAGCCUCCUCCGUCGUUCUUGGGCCUGGAGUUUCAGAGGAAGGGAAGAAGGCUCCGUCGACACUUCAACUUGGUCAUCAGCGCCCAACUUUCUGACUCCUUUUCUUUAAGUUUCGGUCUCGACUCUCCAAAUUUGAAUUCCUUCCAAUCCAAUGAUUCAUCACGGUUGUCUUGGAUGGGUCCAGUUCCAGGUGACAUUGCUGAAGUUGAGGCGUUUUGUAGGAUCUUUAGGAAUUCAGAAAGGCUUCAUUCUGCAUUAAUGGAUACAUUAUGUAACCCAUUGACUGGUGAAUGUAGUGUUUCAUAUGAGGUUCCAUCAGAUGAGAAACCUCAACUAGAAGAUAAAAUAGUUUCUGUCCUUGGAUGCAUGGUAUCCCUUGUGAACAAAGGCAGGGAGGAUAUUCUUUCCGGAAGAUCCUCAAUUAUGAAUUCCUUUCGUGCUGCAGAUGUUACUACAUCAGAGGAUAACCUCCCCCCACUUGCCCUUUUUAGGAGUGAGAUGAAAAGGUGUUCCGAGAGCUUGCAUGUAGCUCUCGAGAACUAUUUAAUACCUGAUGAUGAUCGAAGUUUAAAUGUAUGGCGGAAACUUCAAAGACUGAAGAAUGUCUGCUAUGAUUCUGGUUUUCCUCGUGGGGAGGGUUUUCCUUGUCAUACACUAUUUGCAAAUUGGAAUCCUGUACAUUUAUCUGCCUCUAAAGAGGACAUGGAAACCAAAGACACGGAAGCAGCCUUUUGGACAGGUGGUCAGGUAACAGAAGAAGGCCUAAAGUGGUUACUGGAUAAAGGAUUUAAAACCAUUAUAGAUCUCAGAGCAGAGAUUGUGAAAGAUAACUUCUAUCAAGCGGCUUUGCAUGAUACUAUUUCAUCUGGAAGAAUUGAAUUGGUGAAAAUCCCAGUUGAAGUUAGGACUGCACCUACGAUGGAACAGGUUGUGAGCUUUGCAUCUUAUGUUUCAAAUUGCAGCAAAAGGCCUAUCUAUCUGCACAGCAAGGAAGGCAUUUUGAGAACAUCUGCCAUGAUCUCCCGAUGGAAGCAGUACAUGACUCGAUCUUCAUCAAAGAUUGUUUCUAAUUCACCAGUUAAACCCUCUGACAUGUUAUCACGUUAUAGAAAUGGAUCUGCAAAACUUCAGAAUUCUUCAGUUAUUGCAGAGAAAUCCUCCCUGGAAAAGGAUAUCAAUUCAUUGCCAGAGAAUUUGGACUCAACACAUAGUUCUGUUGGAACAUUUGACAGAAGUACCUCUCAAAAGAAGUAUAAUGGUAAAGCACAAGUUACUACAGGCUUGAGUGAAGUUUCUACUGAUAACAGGGAAUUAUCAGAAGCCACUGCUGCUAAUGAGGAAGGAUCUUUUCCAAGUGACUUCAGCAAAAUUAACCCUUUAAAAUCUCAAGUUCCUCCUUGUGAUAUCUUUUCAAAAAGAGAGAUGUCAAAAUUUUUGGGAAACCGGAGGAUCUCACCACCCUCUUAUGUCAAUUAUCAGAGUAGAAGGUUGGAAUGCAUUCGGCAAUCAAGGAACAUGAAUAUCACAAGACUACGGGGAGGUGUGGAUGUCAGCAGUAGUGAUAAUCCCAUACCUAAAGUAGUAGGUCCAGAAAGUUUAAAUAGAUCUGCCCAUGUGGAUCAUCCAUCUAGCGAGUCCCAACUUACAGUCAGCAAUAGGAAUUUAGUGAACAGGAGUACUUCUAGUUCUAUUAGGACGACAGUAAAUGGAUUUUUUGAACAGGAAUACAUCACUAAUGCCAAUGGUUCCAACAUUGCGGAGGUUGAUUUUGACAAUGUGACAACUAACUCUCAAAGGAUUGAAGAUCAAAUGGUUAAGGAUAGGUUAGCCUUAAAUGAUGACGACUUGGGAUCCAUUGAAGGAAAUAUGUGUGCUUCUUCAACAGGAGUUGUAAGAGUGCAAUCAAGAAAGAAGGCUGAGAUGUUCCUAGUUCGAACAGAUGGAUUUUCUUGUACCAGAGAAAAAGUUACUGAAUCUUCUUUGGCUUUCACUCAUCCUAGCACCCAGCAGCAGAUGCUUAUGUGGAAGUCUAUGCCGAAGAAUGUGUUAUUGUUGAAAAAACUCGGGGAUGAACUAAUGGAAGAAGCAAAAUUGGUUGCUUCUUUUCUUCAUCGCCAAGAGAAAAUGAAUGUUCUUGUGGAACCUGAUGUGCAUGACAUAUUUGCUAGAAUUCCAGGCUUUGGAUUUGUUCAUACCUUCUAUAGUCAAGAUACCAGCGAUCUACAUGAAAAAGUAGAUUUUGUGGCAUGCUUGGGCGGAGAUGGCGUUAUACUGCAUGCUUCAAAUCUAUUCAGAGACGCUGUUCCCCCUAUUGUGUCAUUUAACCUAGGCUCCCUUGGUUUUCUGACUUCUCAUAAGUUUGAAGAUUACAAGCAAGACUUACGACAAGUCAUUCAUGGAAAUAAUACACGAGAUGGUGUGUAUAUUACUCUUAGAAUGCGUCUCCGAUGUGAAAUUUUUCAUAAAGGUAAAGCGAUACCAGGGAAAGUAUUUGACAUCCUCAAUGAGGUUGUUGUUGAUCGGGGCUCUAAUCCAUACCUUUCAAAGAUUGAAUGUUAUGAACAUGAUCGACUUAUAACCAAGGUGCAAGGUGAUGGAGUAAUCGUGGCCACCCCUACAGGAAGUACUGCCUAUUCUACAGCUGCUGGAGGUUCCAUGGUCCAUCCAAAUGUUCCUUGCAUACUGUUUACCCCAAUCUGUCCACAUUCACUCUCAUUUAGGCCAGUUAUACUUCCAGAUUCUGCUCAAUUAGAACUAAAGAUUCCGGAUGAUGCAAGAAGUAAUGCCUGGGUUUCAUUUGAUGGGAAGAGAAGGCAGCAACUCUCGAGAGGUGAUUCUGUCCGAAUAUCUAUGAGUCAACAUCCCCUUCCAACUGUUAACAAAUUUGACCAAACGGGUGAUUGGUUCCAUAGCUUGAUUCGCUGCCUAAAUUGGAAUGAGAGACUUGAUCAAAAGGCUCUGUAA